This is a messenger RNA of Pogonomyrmex barbatus (red harvester ant), 468 nucleotides long. RefSeq names its product alpha-tocopherol transfer protein-like. The record is from RefSeq and is a predicted model, not a curated record. NCBI's taxonomy places the organism in Eukaryota, Metazoa, Arthropoda, Insecta, Hymenoptera, Formicidae.
AUAACGCAUUAUAUCUAAGUAAAAAAAUGUUUCCCCAAUUGAGCUGUCUAGGAAGAUAGUAAAAACUGACUGAUUCCUAACUUAUAAUUAACUUUUCUCUAAAAUCAAAUAUAUCUUGUGCUGGAAUUCAAGCUAGAUCUUAAUGUCAAUGAUGAAAAGAAUCACAUUGGAAGAAGAAAUGAAGAAGAAUCCUCAAUUGAAGUUAUCCGAUAUACAAUUAUUAAGAGAAUGGUGCGAGAAGCAACCACACUUACCAAAAAUUGAGGAUAGCUUUCUGGCCCUAUUUCUUCAUAGCAACUAUUAUCAAAUGGAACCGACAAAAAAUAUAAUUGAAAACUAUUAUACAAUUAGAACACAUGCACCAGAAUUUUUUUCCGAUCGGGAUCCGUUCGGAGGAAAGGAGUUACGACAAGCAUUUCAAGUUCAGUAAGUAAUUUCAAUUUUAUUAGCAUAACUGAUUCAUAUAUG